This is a messenger RNA of Hypoxylon trugodes, 2343 nucleotides long. RefSeq lists its product as uncharacterized. Lineage: Eukaryota; Fungi; Ascomycota; Sordariomycetes; Xylariales; Hypoxylaceae. The record is from RefSeq and is a predicted model, not a curated record. The transcript has 3 exons. Bases 695 to 2074 code for a protein of 459 amino acids.
UUCUCACCUACGUUGCCUUCCCACAUAGGGGCCAUAGCGUCUUUUCAAAGGUGCAGAAUACACUUUGAAGAAGCGUCGUCGGGAAACCCCACGAACAGCGAUCCCGAACCCCGAGAGAAUUGGACACUUUUCAUCUCGCAGCCUGAUUGCAGGUGCAUAGGCCACGAUACCGCGACGAAAAGAGGUGAGUCAUUGAGAGUGACACGUCUGAUCCGGCCACUGAAGGGGCCUGGAGGGUAGCCGAAUCUCCCCGGGAGAGUCGCUAAGAUGGUAGUGGCUCAGUAUCAUUCCUUCCGGUUUAAUUAGAUGUGUUACACAAAAUGAUGGACUGCCUUUAUGAGCACGCCACGCAUAUAUCGUCGUUGAUGGCGCGCAAUAGUAAGGAUCGAUUGCUUUUCAAACCGGAUGAUGUCUUCGGGCUGGGCAGAACGAACAGCCUAUGGCUGUGCUUCCCGAAACGUGGGAGGGCGGCUUCUUGCAUGCAAAUGCAACCCCAUACGUACAAGUACUGUCAUUCCGUGCGCCAACAGCGAACAGUGGCCGCGACUUGUGAUUGAGACCAUGCCUACUAGGGUUAUCAGGCUGCGAGCCGUUUGUCUUUCAGUAAAGUGUUAAGAAUGGGCUCUCUUUUGAUUUUGGCAUCAUCAUCGCCGUUAUUCUAAUUAUUGCAGUAUUUCAUGUAACUAGACGGAGAAUGGAAGUCCUUGCAAGUCUUGCUGGCAUUAUAACUGCGGGAGCCUCGUUAUCACAGGCAGUUUUCGACAUGGUCUUUACAGUGCGAAAUGCCCCCAAAGAGAUGUCAAAUAUUGCUAAGGGCAUCUCAGAGUUGUCCAUUAUUUUAGAGGAACUCCGUCAAAUCAUAGAAGAUGGUAGAGAAAGAUAUAGCCGAAGGCUUAUCAGAGUCUUGAAAUCGACAAUGAAGCGAAUCAGCAAAGUCCAUGCUGAAAUUGGGGAAGUCCUGAAAGAACGGAUAGGAGCUGCGGCUCAACUAAAAUGGAUAUGGAUGAGGUCAAAAGCAACACAGCUACUUUCCGAGAUUGAAAGCCAUAAGAUUGGCAUAAUGUUGAUGCUUACCGUUAUGAAAUUAGCGGCCGAAAAAAAGCAAUCGAACCGAAGCGAGUUACGGCGAAGGUACGAGGACCACGCAAGAGAUCAAGAAACCCAGGAUAGACUGGCGCGUGCUCGGCAGCAGACAGAAAAUGUAGUGCGAGCAUCGUACAACUCUCUGCGGGAACUUGCAACUCCAGGCACGGAUUCGGAUUCGGGCUCAGAAGACGAAGCUCGUCAACAACACAGCAGCUCUCGAAGUACAGAAAUUGAACUUCAAGCGGAACAGUCGAAUGAUCUUGGCCUAUGGUUAUACGGCUUGGUGUUCUCCAAGGCAGCAGAUGCCUAUAAUGAGACACCCCCGGGUUCUGUCCAGUACCAACAAGACCUAAAUACGCCACUUUCCCCAGAACCGGUAACAAAUUCCCCUACUCACAGCACGCAUAGCGCACUUAUCCCACAUCAAUUCACCGUCUCGCAAUGUUUUCAAGCCCUAGCUCAGCAACCCCUUCCACCCUCAUUCGUAGUAAAUGAGCUUCUUUCCGAGUGGACAACCCUCACCGAGGACGAGAUCGAAGGUACAAGCGCAAACGGGACUAGCAAUGACGAAACUUCAAAAGAAAGAAAGCAUUAUACCGAAGGUGAAAUGGAAGUACAGAUGAUUUCCUUCAAAGAUUGCGUGGGGCGUAAAUUCGACCUUCCUUUCCAUUUGGCCAGAACAUGGCAGAGUAUGACAGAACUGAUAAAGUCGGCGUUUCUUCAUGUGGACGUGGUUGGCCCGCACGUCCAGGCAGGACAUUAUGACCUCAUCGGCCCCGAAGGAAAGAUCAUAUUGCCGCAAGUUUGGAAAUAUGUGAUCCAACCCAACAUAGCCAUCUCGAUGCAGAUGUGGCCGAUGGACCGUCCCCAUCAGCUAUCACCUGGCAGUUUGCCUCACACAGUAAAGCGUAACGAUAAAAACGCGUCCAAUAAGAAUGUACGUACCGCUUUUUAUUAUAAAGCACUUAAUCUGCCGGGUAUGUCCUAAUAUUCUCAAGCAUUCCCCAAAUGGCGACAAAAAUUCCAAGUCUUCUCCCGCAGAGCAGCGACGCGAUAGCGCAUAACCUUGGAAAGCCGAGGGCGCCAGACCGUAAAUACUGCUAUUUAGAUCGAUCUCUAUGUAUCUGUAUUCCUACAGUGGGAGAAUGUUCUUCUUCUUAAUAAGAGACUUAUUACCAGUACAAUAGUACCAGACUGCAAAGGUAACUACCGUCAGGAUGACAGUCACUGCAGCAUAUAUCCAAAUAUAAGGCGACA